This is a messenger RNA of Naegleria fowleri, 750 nucleotides long. RefSeq lists its product as uncharacterized. Bases 1 to 750 code for a protein of 249 amino acids. Gene Ontology annotation, biological process: pseudouridine synthesis. Lineage: Eukaryota; Heterolobosea; Eutetramitea; Acrasida; Naegleriidae. Gene Ontology annotation, molecular function: pseudouridine synthase activity; RNA binding. The transcript is spliced from 2 exons. The record is from RefSeq and is a predicted model, not a curated record.
AUGUCGUCCUUCCGAAUCGAUCGAAUUUUGAGUGGAAUGGGACUCUGUUCCCGAAGUGAAGCCAUUUCAUUCAUUAGAAAAAACGAAAUCUUAGAUCCCACUAAAAAACAACGUAUCCUUUCACUCAAGCACAAAGUGCAAGAACAAGAUAUUUCGAAACUUCUCAUCAAUGGUUCUCCUUUUCAAUAUCCUACUCUCAACUUAACAAUAGCGUUAAAUAAGCCAAUUGGAUACUUAUGCUCUACUGUGAGAGAGGAAUCAAAUCACAAACUAGUUUAUGAUUUGUUACCAGAAGAAUUUUCUCGUAGGCAUCCAACACUUGGUUAUGUUGGUAGAUUAGAUCUCGAUAGCUCAGGUCUUCUUCUAUUGACACAAGAUGGUAAUUUUCAUCAUCGAGUGUUAAGACAUGACAUUGAAAAGAGGUAUGAAGUGAACUUUAUUCCUGAAAUUGUUUCAGAGCAUGAAUUAGAAGAGAUGAAGAAAAUUUUCUUCUCUGGAGAGUUGCAAUUAAGGAGUGAGGAAACAACACUCAAACCCAUUACAAAUUUUGAAUAUAUUAAUCCUUCCACAAUAUCUAUUUCAAUCGUAGAAGGAAAAUAUCAUCAAGUGAGACGAAUGUUUGCAGCAUGUUCCAAGAGAGUAGUGGCUCUAAAAAGAACACACAUUGGAGCGAUUUCUUUGGAGGGACUUGAAAGCCCUGGAGAAUGGUGUGUGAUCAAUACGGAUGCUUUAGAUGACUUUCGUUCUUGA